GACGUGAACGAUGAUGAACUGGAGAACGUGAUUGCAAGCAUGACUUCCAUGAAACAGAUGGAAGAACUCACCUCAAGACUUGGGAUAAAAAACGACAAAGAGCAAUCACAUAUUCUUCAUCUCACAGAAUGGAGAAAUAGAUGUAAAAUGGACGAACGCCGUAAAACGCUGAGAGAAGCACUCAAUGCUAUAGAAUUAUCAGGAAGCAUUCUUGACCGACUUCCUGCAGAACAUGUUUACCAAGCUGAGCUGGUACAUUUGGCAUGGAAAAUAUUUUAUAUCGAUGUUUGGCCAUUGACAACGCUUCUUGACAUGGACACGAAUAACGAGAAAUCAUUUGGGGAACAACAAACCAAAGGAACUGUACAUCUUCUGAUACAACUAUUGGAGAAGUCGAAGGGUCUUGAUAAGCAUCGCCGCCGUGAUUUCUGUGUUGCCAUUAGAAAUCUUGGUUACUUGGAUGUUGCUCGAUCAGGCUAUUUUGGUUAUGACGCAAGCCUCAGCGAACUUUGCAACAUGACGUCGGGAUUGUCGGAAGCAGAACUUGUAAAAUUUGUCGACCAUCUUGGAUUGAAGAAAGAUGUUCUUUCACUCUGUCAAGGCACAACAGAAGCAUACGACAACCUCAAACUUAUGAAGAUCUUGAGAAACCAGCUUAGAAUGAAACCACUUCACUUCAGAUUCGAGCUAGCUUUGGGUCUUCGUGCUGUUGGAAGAACCAAGAUUGCCUGUGGGAUUCUCGCAGGUGGGUACCACACUACGGAAGUCGGUUCCAGGGUUGUAGAAAGCAUUUGCAGUAGUCUAGAGGAUGACCAGCUGAAAAUGCUCUGUAAACACCUUACCUUGAAGGAUCAGAAUGACCAGAGUCCUACAACGGAUACAGCAACACUUGUGACGGAGUGGGUAAGAAACUGGUUGGAAGAAUUUGACAAAUUUUCAGUGAUGAAAAUAAUCAUGGACAAGAUUGACCUCAGGAGAAAGAAGAUUGACAACCUGUUUAGUGCCGGAUUUGUCAUACUUGCUGAGGAAGUCAUGCUACUCGAGAUGUCCAGAAUUCUGUAUGGCAAAUCAGCCGAUAAGACAUGUGAGGAGACACCAAGCAAGGAUGAUUUUGAUGUCGAACCGGAAAAUAAGGAACAUCAGUUGGCAUUUAUGGAGCAAGAAUCUGAUAUCAAGCAAGCCAAUGAGAAGCGUCUGGAACACGCUAGCGCGCAAGAAUCUGAUAUCAAGCCAGCCAAUGAGAAUCGUUUGGAAAACGCUGGCGAGCAAUAAUCUGAAAGCAAGACAGCCAAUGAGAAGUGUCUGGAUAACGCUAGCGACCAGGG
Strongylocentrotus purpuratus (purple sea urchin) is the source of this 1325-nucleotide messenger RNA. RefSeq lists its product as uncharacterized. The record is from RefSeq and is a predicted model, not a curated record. Lineage: Eukaryota; Metazoa; Echinodermata; Echinoidea; Camarodonta; Strongylocentrotidae. The coding region runs from base 40 to 1272 and encodes 410 amino acids. The transcript is spliced from 4 exons.